Molecule: messenger RNA, 1419 nt
Organism: Diabrotica virgifera virgifera (western corn rootworm)
Lineage: Eukaryota; Metazoa; Arthropoda; Insecta; Coleoptera; Chrysomelidae
Product: odorant receptor 4-like
Exons: 5
Coding region: 1-1203 (400 amino acids)
Biological process (GO): sensory perception of smell; detection of chemical stimulus involved in sensory perception of smell
Cellular component (GO): plasma membrane
Molecular function (GO): olfactory receptor activity; odorant binding
Source: RefSeq, a predicted model, not a curated record
AUGAAACCACCAUUAGACUAUCGCGAGUUUUUCUCAUUUCACAUUCUUUUCUUCAAACUAACUGGCUUCUGGAAACCUGAUAAACACAUGCGGUACAAAACUGUCUAUGAAAUCUACAGUUUUAUCUGUAACAUGUGUUUCGUCUUAUUUCUUCUAUCACAAUUUAUCUACAUGUACCAAAACAUAGACGACGUGGAUAAAAUCAUGUCAGUUUUCUACUUGGCAGGUCCAUUCAUUGUAAACAUGUUCAAAAUGUUGGCGGUUUACAGAAAAUUCGACGAAAUAAAAAUUCUAAUGAAGAAAUUAAACAACACCGUGUUUCAACCGAAAUGUGAGCAACAUCUGGAAAUCGCUUUUAACCAGAAAAAAUUCCAUAAGAUAUUCUUUCAUCUUUGUCUCUAUCUAGGCUUGCAGACUUACUUGCUAUUCUAUCUUUGUUUCUUUUUGAACGAUGACAUGGUAACACCAGCCCAAGGGUGGUUCCCCUUUGACUACACACGCUCACCUUAUUUUGAAAUGGUCUACAUUUUCCAAAACGCUGUUAUAUUGUGGAACACAGUGAACAUAGUGAACGUAGAUGUUUUUUGUGCAGCAUUCAUGAUGCAGAUUGGUAUGCAAUGCGAUUAUUUGUGUACAACUUUAAAUAAUCUGAAUCUCUUUCGCGUUAAAAAUGGCACUUUGACUCAGAUGGACAAACAAGAUGUGGUUAAGGAGAAUGACGCGUGCUUCUCUAGUGUUAUGCUAGAGAACUUGAUUGUUUGUAUUCAACACCACAGGGACAUUAAAAGAAUAGCCAAUGAAAUCGAAAGCAUUCUACGCAUUGGCGUUUUUAUUUUGUUUUGUGGAGGCGGCGUAAUUAUAUGUUCAGGACUAUUUCAACUCUCAACUGCUAGUAUUGGCAGCAUGCAAAGUAUCAUGUUAGUUUUCUACACAAUUAGCAUGCUGACAGAUCAAUUUGUGUAUUGUGGAUUUGGAAAUAACGUUAUUGAAAAGAGUAGUAAUAUCUUCAGAUGUGCUUAUAACACACCCUGGGUAGAAUGUGAUAUAAGAUUUAAAAAGAUUCUUUUACAAUUUAUGACAGAAACAAAAAAUCCUAUGCGAAUAAGGGUUGGAGGCAUGUUGGUCGUCUCAAAUGCAGUGUUUAUGUCGGUUUCUAAAUCAUCGUAUUCAAUUUUCACUCUUCUGAAGAAAGUUCAGGAAUAAGUAUUAAUAAUUAAUAAUAUUGUUUGCUGCACUUCUAGAUACGUAUACUAUAUAAGAAUAAGUGUUGAAAUUAAUAGAUAAUUAUUGUUUGCUGCACUACUACAUAUACUACAUAUAUAUAGUAUAGUAUAGUUGAUCCAAAAUAUGGCAUAACCUAGACAUCCAAAGUGAAAGUUAUCCUCCAACACCAAAUUGUUCUAUAUGGUCCACACAAUG